CAAAAUUUCAGUUCGCAUAAAAUGUAAAUGAAAAAACAAUUAUAUGUGAAAUAUUAAAAGAAAAUUAUUAAACAAGUGUUUAUGUUGAAGUUAUUGUAUGAAAAAAUAUAAUUUUAAUUGAAAAUGCCACAAAAUCAAGCUAAAAAACGUAAUAGUGACAAGGAUUCAGCAGUGGUUUCAGCCCAAGGCGAGGAUAGCAAUGGCAGUAGUGCUGCAGGCACAAAUUCAGUUUUAAAUCAAAGUAAUGGUAGUAAUAGUUCAGGAAAAUCACGAAAAAGGAAACGCUGUGAUGUGGUGCGUUUUAGUGAUUUGGAAUCUGAAUUUGAAGAUUGUGACUUGGAAGAUGCUGCUGCUUUGGAGACAAGGCUACGUAAAGUUGCACGUACCAACUCCUUAACUCACGAUGAAAUGAUGAAAUUACUGCAUAAAUUUGUUAAAAAUGAACACAUUUUAGCUUUGGUCACACUAAAAGCAGAAGAUGAAUUAGCCCGUGAGAAAAAAAGCCAUGAAGAACGAGCCAUUUUAAUAACUGAGAAUACAUCAGUACCAAAAUUAACACGGGCCAAAGCUAGAGAACUAAAUAAAACGCCCAUUUUAAAAUUGCCUUCACUCAAAGUGCCGGAACCCGAAAUAGCUUCCCUUAUUAAGGAAGAUUUACACUCUGAUGAAGAAGAUGAGGAAUAUGUAUUUCAAGAGGAAGAUUUUUCCGAUGAUGAUCCCAAUACCACGGCUUCUGACUUAGAAUCAAAUCCCCGUACACCUCAAACUCCAGCCAGUCAAUAUGAAGAUUCUCCGGUAAAACUGACCGACGAUGGUUGCUUUAAAGUCCCCUUGAGUAAGAAGACCCAAGAAUUAACGCAAGAAUUGCGUAUAGCUACCAGAACGAGAUCGAAAUUAUGUUUAGAACAGACUACCAUAGAAGAUUUACAAUCGGAAUUUGUUCCUCCGGAUGUAGAGGAACCUUUAGAAGUUUCAGACUUACAGCCUUUGGAUAAAGAUUGGAUGCAAUUUUUAAAUGACUUUUCUAAACCUUUAAAUAACAGUUUAGUAGGUGAUGAUGAUGAUCCUAUUAAUGAUCCAGAAUAUGUGGCAGCCGAAAAAGAGCCAGUUGAUGCCGAAGAACUAAGAGAUGUUAAUAUCUCGAAAAAAGAACUAUCUGAACUGGUGGCUGAACUAUAUGAUGGCCUAAUGACCGAAGGUUUAUCUAUGGAAAGCAUUGACUUAGAGACACCACGUAAAUUUCUCUUAAGCUAUCAGGAAGAUAAACUCAAUACACCGCACACUACACCAGAAAGAUUAGAAAGUAAUUUAGAAGUCUCCAGACAAUUAAAUUUUGAAAAUGAGCAAGAAUGUCAAAAUCAAAUGUUGACCGAAACGCCAACACAAACAAAUACACUAAAUAACACACAAGAUUUAAACAGCCAGACUGAAACAAAUGUAAUAACUUCUACAAAUAAUCAACAUGAUUAUUCCUUUCAGCCGGAUGUUAUGUCAACACCAUCCUCUACACAUAAUAAACAAACAGAUAAUAGAAAUAUAGAUUAUACGAAUCUUAAUACAGAUAGUAUGGCCCUAAUACCCAUAGCUCAAACUCAUGAUAAUAAUAUGGAAAAUAACCAUAAUAAAACCAUAAUCAUAGCUUCAAGCACUUUAAAUACACAAUUAGAAUUAAUAGCUGUACCCGUACCGGGACAACCAAAUUGUUAUCAAUUGGCCAAGGUUGUCGAAAAUCCCGAAAAUAUAGAAACUGUUACAGCACCCAUACAAACUACACAACAAAAUAAUGAAAAAAACAAUAAAACUACUAGAUGUGAUCGUUUUCUUCAGCUAAAACGUAAUAUUAUUAACGAAUAUAUUGAUAAAUUUAAAAACUUACAACAUGCCCAAGAUAAUAAAAUUUCCAGUACAACAACUGAUAGCUCUUUGGCGGAAACUGCCGAAAAUACUAAUACCGGUUUUACACGAUAUCAAUACGAUUUAAUGCAACAACAAUUGAGAAUUCAUAUACAACAAUUAACACAAAAUUUUGUACAAACCUAUUGUCAUCCACAACUGUGGAAAUUAGCACCAAAAAUUAAAGAACUUUUAUUAGAUUUACAAGAGAAAUCUAAGGAAAAUAUUAAUUUUCAAGUAUGGAAUUUAGAACCGGCCAUAGAACUCAUACAAAAUUGGCAAAAAGAACUGGAUGUGGAUACUCCUGAAAAUACAGAAUUAAUGAACUUUUUACAUCAUGAAAAUUGUUUAAUGGGGAGCCGUCAUUCGACUCGUUUUCAUCCUCGCAUUUUAGAUUGUUACCUCAAUUCGCCAGUUUUUAUGUAUCCUCAGUAUUUGCCGCGUCUACCGUUCUCGGGAAAACCUUCAAAUCCUAUUUUUUCACCAGUAGAAUCUUAUCUUAUAGCCAUGGGUUUGGAAAAGCAUUUACAGCUUAUCUAUGAGAAAAAAGAGAAAAUUUCCUAUAAGACUACCCCCUUAAGAGUGGCCUGUAAUCGUUUGGCUAGAGAUACUGUAUGUGGCAAAUUGCCACGACGCAUUUGGGAUCAUAUAAUGCAUUUACAAAAAGUUGAUUACUAUAAUCCGAUUAAGUACUUUUUUGAACAUAAUAAAGCUCCUCCGGUGGAUCACGAUCCUAUCUGGACUUUUGAGAAUAAUGUUGUAUUACCCCCUAAGGAUCGUAUACCAGAAUUGCCAGUAGUUUUUCAAACGUAUAUACAAAAGAAAAACCAGCCACCUAAAGAUAAAGCUACUAAAAAGAAAAAAUCACGUAAAACUUGUUCACCCAAAGUGUCCGACGCAUUUAGAAAUUCAUUCUUUGAAUUUGUGCAAGAAGCUGUGGGCCAAGAUAUACCCGAUGUUAUUUAUGAUCCUGCUGAAACAAGUGAUACAACUCCAAUUGAUGCUGAAACAAAUACUGCAGAAAAACGUAAAAAAAUAACAAAUUCUAAGCCAACAGCAAAAAGGAGAUGUUUACCUCAAUCAUUAACCAUUAAUGUUAAUUAUGUCUAUGGCAAUAACUUAGAUGUUUCCUCUACAUCCUCAAAUACCACCCUGCCGGCAUUAACAGCUCCCUCGUAUACUGCAGAAGUAAUAGGAUCAUCACCUAAAAGCAAUUCUAAAUAUAACUUGAAUUCCACAAACGUUGAGGAAUCUAUUGUAACUAAUCAUAAUACUAGUAAUAACAGCCUACCAGAUUCUACUAUAAAUAGUACCAUCGAUUUGUCACAAAACACUGAAUGUCCAGUUAUAACAUACAAUUUCGAUUGGAAGACUAAAACUCUACAGCCGGCCUUUGACUCAACGAUUAGCCAAGCGGAAACGAGCCAAAUUCAAACUACUUCUCCUGCUCCUUCUCCAGUCGGAAAUUGUAGUAGAUCCUCCUCACCUACAAACAUAAAUUAUACUACAACUUCUCCUCCUGCCUCUCCUCCUCUUGCUGAACAACACAAACCAGUCGCUGGUCAUUUCCAACAAUCGCAAAAGUUCGGGCAUAAAUUUAGAACAUCUAAAAAAAUCUGUUUAACUCAUAAACUUCAUAAAAGAAUCAAACAAAAGGCCUCAGCUUAUCGCGAAAAACGUCAUAUCCAAAGACGUUGUGAGGAAUUAAUUACCCUCUACUCUUUACAUUUAGAUAGAAUACUCGCAAAGUAUAAAGAUUCUCCUUUAAUUAACAAUUAUUAUCGGCACUUUAAAGCUUUAGAAUUGUAUACAAAUCUUUUAAAAAGCUUAAAGUCUAUUUGUGCUAAAACUUUCAACGAAAUGGCCAACAAUGCAAAUAAUAGCCCCUCUUCACUGAAACGUGCCCGCAGUAGUAACUCGAAUACAGAAGAUGAUAAUAAUAGUCCCUCGUCUGUGCGUCAGGUGAGAAAAUUAAAUCGUCAAGAGGAAAAUUUUCGUCACAUGCUGUUGCCCGAUACGCCAGAAGAGGCAAAUCGUAAAGAUGCUAUUUAUGCCUUUAAUUUCUAUGAAAAAGUGGAAGAAGCUUUUAAAGCCUCUAAUAAACUUGAAGACUGUAAAAAAUUCAAUGCCAUACUGAAAGCUUUCGAUCCUAAAAAGGAUAAAGUUUCAGAUUUAUAUUAUAAAUUAGAAAAACUCUUUCUACCCGAUCAUCCCGAGCUGGCUCAGGUAUUUCUCACUUUUCUGCUGCCCUCCGAAGCAGCCGAAAUUGGCAAAUUUUUUGAGCAUUUCAUGAUCAACAACAUGACCACCUUUAUAAAUAAAUUAAAUAUUUAUUUUAAUAAACAACCUGCACAAAUACGUAAAAUCUAUAAUUGUUUAAAUGAUUUGGCAGAAGAUCCUGAUGUUACCAUGAAAAAGGUGGAAUCGAAAAUUAUACCCUUAUUAAAGGGUAAUCAAUUUUUAAUCGAUUGGUUUAUGCAACAAUUUCCACAAAACACUCCGCCAGAAAGACUAUUUGCCAAUCCGGAACAUAUAAAUCUUAAGGAUCAACAAACUAAUCGUUCGGCUGAAUAUGUAGAGACAGUAACAGACUUAAUGGAUUCCCCCACAAAUGAUGCUCAGCAAAGUUGUCAAUUGAGGUACAUAAAUGGUCGCAUUUUCUAUGGUUCCAAAAUGUUAUUACCCGCUAAAUUGUCUUUUAUGGCGGCAACUUACAAGGACAAACCGAUAUCGACUGAACCCACCACAUCAUCUUCAGCAACAUCAUCCCAGAAUGCCUGUGUUCAUGGCAUACGAGAACAUGGUGAAAAACGUCUACAAGCGGCAGCAGACUUAACAUCUAACACUCACAUCAAUAACGCAGAGCCUCCAUCAAGUGAUGAUCAAGACAAAUCUGAAGAGGAAGAUGUCUCAAAAGCUUUAGUUAUUGAUACUACAGCCGAUGAAGAGGAUAGCUGUUCGUCGGUGGAAUUAUGUGAUGAGGCCAGCUUAAGAGCUCAUGCCAAUCGUUUAAAUCCCUCGGUUUAUAGUUCCACCUGUUAUGCUGCGGCCAAUGCCACCAGUACACCCAAUUUAAGUAACACCUUUCAGUCACAUCAUCCACAUGCUAAAAAGACUUCUUUAAAUUUUAAUGAUGAAGUGAAAUUAUCACCACGUAAAAGCUCUCUAACAAACAGCUCAUCUAAUCAAGCGAACGUAAUGUCCCCAUUAGCGGCUGCUGUAUGUAAUUCGCCGAUUAAUUCCAAGGAAAAAAGAAAAUCUCCUAGUAAAAAAACAAAAUCUCCUUUAAAUAACAGUAGUCAAAAGACAAUAAGAUCUAUAGCUACCUCGGUACAACCCAUGGUUGUUAUACACGAGACAAGUUCAGCUAUACAAUGUGCCAAACGUUUGAAAACCUUAAUUGGUGAAGAAACGCAAACAGCGGAAAAUACCGAAGAAGUAAUAGAUUCCAAGGAGAUAAUACAAAUUGUGGCUAGAACUAAGAAUUCUUUGCAGUCAUCGGAAAAUGUAACGGCCUCAGCAAUAUGCGAAAAUGUUAAAGAAGAAUCGGCAGAAGAUAUGGAAUUUCUGGAUGAAGAGCCAGCGCUUAGUCCUAGCCCUUUUCCUUGUCUACGCAUGGAAACCGAUUCCAAUGAAGAAGAUGCUUAUAACACUACACCACCACCAAAGCCAGCUACUCAACCAACAACUCCAAAUGCUGCAGCAACAGAGGCUAGUGAAACGGAAGCACAUAGCAAAGAAACGGCAAAAACCUCAACUGAAAAACCCAAUACAGUUUUAAAUUUAAAUGCCGCCUGGACCAGAGAUGAGGAUAAAAUUAUACUUAUCGAAAUGAAAUUAGGCUCACAGAGUCGUCAAGAAUUAUAUCAACGUAUUGCCGACAAACUGCCCAAUCGAACAAUGUUUGAAAUCACCUCACGACAUCAAUUCUUAAUGGAUUUCCUCUCGAAAUUGCAAGGAAAAUAAUUCCGUGAAUUGUAUUUUAAAUGCUUGUUAAUUGUUAAUAUUAGUUUUGUUUUAGCGCUUAAGAAAUUUUCUCACAAAUUAUUCUAUUUAUAUCUAUUAUGCCUAUAUUUCUUAAACAAAAAUCUCUUUAACAAUAAACUUGUUUUAUGAGUUGGACUUCCGUAAAA
Lucilia cuprina (Australian sheep blowfly) is the source of this 6026-nucleotide messenger RNA. RefSeq lists its product as uncharacterized. Bases 124 to 5859 code for a protein of 1911 amino acids. Gene Ontology annotation, biological process: regulation of DNA-templated transcription. The record is from RefSeq and is a predicted model, not a curated record. Gene Ontology annotation, cellular component: nucleus. The transcript is spliced from 13 exons. Gene Ontology annotation, molecular function: transcription coregulator activity. Lineage: Eukaryota; Metazoa; Arthropoda; Insecta; Diptera; Calliphoridae.